Messenger RNA from Microthlaspi erraticum, 501 nucleotides. The record is from the annotation of a GenBank genome assembly. Lineage: Eukaryota; Viridiplantae; Streptophyta; Magnoliopsida; Brassicales; Brassicaceae.
AUGUCUUAUAGAAACCCCAAUGUGGAGAAUCCUCAAGACCAAGUGUAUCCUCCAAGGUAUCCACAACAACAAAGACCUCCUUACCAAUCUCAAGGAAGUCAAUUUCAGCCAAGGCAAGGAUAUGAGCAGAGAUCAUCAUAUCCGCCCAAGGAGCCAUAUGCUUCUUCACCAAAUCAAGCUCCUCCAAACCAACAAGGUGGAAGAUUUGAAGGAAUCCUCCAACAGAUCAUGGAUGGCCAGAAGAGAAACACUAAAGAGAUGUAUGAGAAGAUGGACACUUUGUUCAGCAAUCUCAACACCAAGUAUGAUGCUGUUGCCACUCAUGUGAAGAAACUAGAGACUCAAGUCACUCAAACUAUGGAAGCUGUUAAGAGACAGGAAGCUGAAUCCAAGAAGUCCUUUUGCAACUCAGCUGCCAUAGAAGAAAGAUUUGAAGACCAAGUUCCAGAAUGGAUGCUUUCAAAACCUACUGUUGAUUGCAUGAUUUGGCCUGAAGAGUGA